UGGAGGCCAGACUGGGCUGGGAGAGGAGGGGGAGAGGAACGGGGAGACGGGACUGGGGUUGUUUGGGAGGGGGAGAAAGUGUAUCGCUUUCGGAGGGUGACGGGAGGGAGUUCGUUCCCAGGCCCUGCUGUCCUUGUCCGUGCACCCAAUACUGGCAUGCCCAAGCUCACCUAUAUCCAGACUUGAGGGCCACUGGGGGAAAGGGGGAAAGAACCAGUCCCACCGAACACCGACACUUCCUCAAACCUUCGGUGGAUUGUUGAAUGCAUCUGUUGUCAGAAAGACAGAAAUUCCGUCCCCCUCACCGCCUCCAGUUUGUUAUCUUCGAGCCUCCGCGGAGAAGCAACGGCGAGCGGCAGCCCACAAGCAAAAUGGCGCCGGGCAGCUUCAUCCCCUCCCCCUCUGCCCCUGCGGAGCGGGACGGGCGGGCCCCGUGCACUUGCCGCCGCCGCCGCCGCCGCCGCCGCCGCCGCGGCCGCCGCCGCCGUCGCCGCCAUUUUCCCAGAGCGAGAGGCAGUGACACUGAGCGGGCGCAGGGGGCCGAGUCGGAGACCGUGCUGGAGUUCGGGAGCGGCAACAGAGUGGGCAUAGACACUCCGAGCAGCCUCGCCGUCGUCUCUGCGUUCCUGUUGACUGCCUGGCUGCCCCCUCCCCUACUCCUCGGUUCCUGGUGGAGAGGCUGCGCGCUGCUGUUCGGGGAGGGGGUGUGUGGAGCCGGGUCCUGUGUCCGCAGUGGCUGCUGUCGGGGGGUCGCCUGUUCGCGGAGGUGCGGAGAGACUCCUUGGGGGUCGAGCACAUAACGGGGUUCGGGUGUCUCGUGUGUGAACAUCACAGGGUUUGUGGAUGCACUUAGAUGUUUGCAAUGAGCACUGUGGCUGGCAUGCCCCAGUGUUUUGGAUACCAAUGCAUAGGACUCCAUAGUAAUCGAAUUUACCAGAGGCGAACGUCAUGAGCAUAGUGAUCCCAUUGGGGGUUGAUACAGCAGAGACGUCAUACUUGGAAAUGGCUGCAGGUUCAGAACCAGAAUCCGUAGAAGCUAGCCCUGUGGUAGUUGAGAAAUCCAACAGUUAUCCCCACCAGUUAUAUACCAGCAGCUCACAUCAUUCACACAGUUACAUUGGUUUGCCCUAUGCGGACCAUAAUUAUGGUGCUCGUCCUCCUCCAACACCUCCAGCUUCCCCUCCUCCAUCAGUCCUUAUUAGCAAAAAUGAAGUAGGCAUAUUUACCACUCCUAAUUUUGAUGAAACUUCCAGUGCUACUACAAUCAGCACAUCUGAGGAUGGAAGUUAUGGUACUGAUGUAACCAGGUGCAUAUGUGGUUUUACACAUGAUGAUGGAUACAUGAUCUGUUGUGACAAAUGCAGCGUUUGGCAACAUAUUGACUGCAUGGGGAUUGAUAGGCAGCAUAUUCCUGAUACAUAUCUAUGUGAACGUUGUCAGCCUAGGAAUUUGGAUAAAGAGAGGGCAGUGCUACUACAACGCCGGAAAAGGGAAAAUAUGUCAGAUGGUGAUACCAGUGCAACUGAGAGUGGUGAUGAGGUUCCUGUGGAAUUAUAUACUGCAUUUCAGCAUACUCCAACGUCAAUUACUUUAACUGCUUCAAGAGUUUCCAAAGUUAAUGAUAAAAGAAGGAAAAAAAGCGGGGAGAAAGAACAACACAUUUCAAAAUGUAAAAAGGCAUUUCGUGAAGGAUCUAGGAAGUCAUCAAGAGUUAAGGGGUCAGCUCCAGAGAUUGAUCCUUCAUCUGAUGGUUCAAAUUUUGGAUGGGAGACAAAGAUCAAAGCAUGGAUGGAUCGAUAUGAAGAAGCAAAUAACAACCAGUAUAGUGAGGGUGUUCAGAGGGAGGCACAAAGAAUAGCUCUGAGAUUAGGCAAUGGAAAUGACAAAAAAGAGAUGAAUAAAUCAGAUUUGAAUACCAACAAUUUGCUCUUCAAACCUCCUGUAGAGAGCCAUAUACAAAAGAAUAAGAAAAUUCUUAAAUCUGCAAAAGAUUUGCCUCCUGAUGCACUUAUCAUUGAAUACAGAGGGAAGUUUAUGCUGAGAGAACAGUUUGAAGCAAAUGGGUAUUUCUUUAAAAGACCAUACCCUUUUGUGUUAUUCUACUCUAAAUUUCAUGGGCUAGAAAUGUGUGUUGAUGCAAGGACUUUUGGGAAUGAGGCUCGAUUCAUCAGGCGGUCUUGUACACCCAAUGCAGAGGUGAGGCAUGAAAUUCAAGAUGGAACCAUACAUCUUUAUAUUUAUUCUAUACACAGUAUUCCAAAGGGAACUGAAAUUACUAUUGCUUUUGAUUUUGACUAUGGGAAUUGUAAGUACAAGGUGGACUGUGCAUGCCUCAAAGAAAACCCAGAGUGCCCUGUUCUAAAACGUAGUUCUGAAUCCAUGGAAAAUAUCAAUAGUGGUUAUGAGACCAGACGGAAAAAAGGAAAAAAAGACAAAGAUAUUUCAAAAGAAAAAGAUACACAAAAUCAGAAUAUUACUUUGGAUUGUGAAGGAACGACCAACAAAAUGAAGAGCCCAGAAACUAAACAAAGAAAGCUUUCUCCACUGAGACUAUCAGUAUCAAAUAAUCAGGAACCAGAUUUUAUUGAUGAUAUAGAAGAAAAAACUCCUAUUAGUAAUGAAGUAGAAAUGGAAUCAGAGGAGCAGAUUGCAGAAAGGAAAAGGAAGAUGACAAGAGAAGAAAGAAAAAUGGAAGCAAUUUUGCAAGCUUUUGCCAGACUUGAAAAGAGAGAGAAAAGAAGAGAACAAGCUUUGGAAAGGAUCAGCACAGCCAAAACUGAAGUUAAAACUGAAUGUAAAGAUACACAGAUUGUCAGUGAUGCUGAAGUUAUUCAGGAACAAGCAAAAGAAGAAAAUGCUAGCAAGCCAACCCCUGCCAAAGUAAAUAGAACUAAACAGAGAAAAAGUUUUUCUCGGAGUAGGACUCACAUUGGACAGCAGCGUCGGAGACACAGAACUGUCAGCAUGUGUUCAGAUAUCCAGCCAUCUUCUCCUGAUAUAGAAGUUACUUCACAACAAAAUGAUAUUGAAAAUACUGUACUUACAAUAGAACCAGAAACUGAAACUGCACUAGCAGAAAUAAUUACUGAAACUGAAGUUCCAGCACUUAAUAAAUGUCCUACAAAGUACCCCAAAACAAAGAAGCACUUGGUCAAUGAAUGGUUAAGUGAGAAGAAUGAGAAGACAGGAAAACCUUCAGAUGGCCUUUCAGAAAGGCCUCUACGCAUAACUACAGAUCCUGAAGUGUUAGCUACACAACUCAAUUCUUUACCAGGUCUCACUUACAGCCCCCAUGUAUACUCUACUCCUAAGCAUUAUAUUAGAUUUACUUCACCAUUCCUUUCAGAAAAAAGGAGAAGAAAAGAACCUGCUGAAAACAUUUCUGGUUCAUGCAAGAAGCGAUGGUUGAAACAAGCUCUGGAAGAAGAAAAUUCAGCAAUUUUACAUAGAUUUAAUUCACCCUGUCAAGAAAGAUCCAGAAGUCCUGCAGUCAAUGGUGAAAAUAAAAGUCCACUACUAUUAAAUGACAGCUGUUCCCUUCCAGAUUUAACUACACCACUAAAAAAACGAAGAUUUUAUCAGUUGCUAGAUUCGGUUUACUCAGAAACUUCCACACCUACUCCUUCCCCGUAUGCUACACCAACUCACACCGAUACUACUCCUAUGGACCCAUCUUUUGCCACGCCUCCACGGAUAAAAUCAGAUGAUGAAACUUGUAGAAAUGGUUAUAAACCCAUAUAUUCACCAGUUACCCCAGUAACUCCUGGUACACCAGGAAAUACCAUGCACUUUGAGAAUAUUUCUUCCCCAGAAAGUUCUCCAGAAAUAAAGAGACGCACUUAUAGUCAAGAGGGAUAUGACAGAUCUUCAACCAUGUUAACAUUGGGGCCUUUUAGAAAUUCCAAUUUAACUGAACUGGGUCUGCAAGAAAUAAAGACUAUUGGUUAUACGAGCCCUAGGAGUAGGACUGAAGUCAACAGGCAGUGCCCUGGAGAAAAGGAACCUGUGUCAGACCUUCAGCUAGGACUCGAUGCAGUUGAGCCAACUGCCCUACAUAAAACCCUGGAAACGCCUGCACAUGACAGGGCUGAGCCCAACAGCCAACUGGACUCAACUCACUCUGGACGGGGCACAAUGUAUUCUUCCUGGGUAAAGAGCCCUGACAGAACAGGAGUUAACUUCUCAGUGAACUCCAACUUGAGGGACCUGACACCCUCGCAUCAGUUGGAGGUUGGAGGAGGCUUCCGAAUAAGUGAGUCAAAGUGCCUGAUGCAGGAUGAUACUAGAGGCAUGUUUAUGGAAACAACUGUGUUUUGUACUUCCGAAGAUGGGCUUGUAUCUGGUUUCGGACGGACUGUUAAUGACAAUUUGAUCGACGGGAGUUGCACACCCCAGAAUCCACCACAAAAGAAAAAGGUUUCUCUAUUAGAAUACCGUAAGAGACAACGUGAAGCUAGGAAAAGUGGCUCUAAGACAGAGAACUUUCCACUCAUUAGUGUAUCACCCCAUGCAAGUGGAAGCUUGAGCACCAAUGGUGAUGGCUGUGCCAGCAGUAAUGAGAAUGGGGAGCAGGUGGAACACACUGCUAGCCUACCUUUACCAACACCAGCUACAGUUUAUAAUGCCACUUCUGAAGAAACUAGCAAUAACUGCCCUGUUAAGGAUGCUACUGCCAGUGAGAAGAAUGAACCAGAAGUUCAAUGGACUGCCUCAACUUCAGUGGAACAAGUCAGAGAAAGGAGUUAUCAGAGAGCUUUACUUCUCAGUGAUCACCGAAAAGAUAAAGACAGUGGGGGAGAAUCACCAUGUGUCUCAUGUUCACCGAGUCAUGUUCAGUCUUCACCUUCAUCUCAUUCAAAUCACAUACCCCAGUUGCAAGCUAAGGGCCCAGUCCCUUCUUUCAGUGAACUGAUGGAAGACCCUGAUCCUGAAAAUCCAGAACCCACAACUACAAAUGAAUGUCCAUCCCCAGAUACUUCUCAAAAUACUUGUAAAAGUCCUUCAAAAAUGAGCAAGCCUGGUUCACCUGGAUCUGUAAUUCCUGCUCAAGCACACGGGAAAAUAUUCACAAAACCAGAUCCCCAAUGGGACUCCACAGUUAGUGCAUCCGAAGCUGAAAACGGUGUUCACCUAAAAACAGAGCUCCAACAAAAACAGCUAUCAAAUACCAACCAAGCACUUUCAAAGAAUCAUCCUCCUCAGACACAUGUUCGUAAUUCAUCUGAGCAACUUUCACAAAAGCUGCCUUCUGCACCAACAAAGUUGCACUGUCCUCCAUCACCUCACCUAGAAAAUCCUCCAAAGUCAUCCACGCCUCACACACCUGUACAGCAUGGUUAUCUUUCACCAAAGCCUCCUUCACAGCAGUUAGGAUCUCCCUACAGGCCUCAUCAUUCACAGUCACCUCAAGUUGGAACACCUCAGCGAGAGCCUCAAAGAAACUUUUAUCCAGCAGCACAGAACCUUCAAGCCAAUACUCAGCAGGCAACUUCUGGAACAUUAUUUACACAGACACCCUCAGGACAAUCUUCAGCAACAUACAGUCAGUUUAACCAACAAAGUCUGAACAGCACGGCACCACCCCCUCCACCUCCUCCACCUCCUUCGUCUUACUAUCAAAACCAGCAGCCCUCUGCAAACUUUCAGAAUUAUAAUCAGCUCAAAGGUAGUCUUUCUCAACAAACUGUGUUUACAUCAGGACCAAAUCAAGCACUUCCUGGCACCACAAGCCAGCAAACAGUUCCAGGACACCACGUGACUCCAGGGCAUUUUUUGCCCUCUCAGAACCCUACCAUUCACCAUCAAACUGCUGCUGCCGUAGUCCCCCCUCCUCCACCACCACCACCUGCUCCAGGACCGCACCUUGUACAACAGCCGAAUUCCCAUCAGCAACACUCUGUAGCACAUGUAGUAGGGCCUGUUCAUGCGGUCACCCCUGGGUCGCAUAUUCAUUCUCAAACUGCUGGACACCACUUACCCCCACCCCCACCCCCUCCCGGUCCUGCCCCUCAUCACCAUCCACCACCCCAUCCUUCCACAGGACUCCAAGGUCUACAAGCACAACACCAGCAUGUUGUAAAUUCAGCACCCCCACCACCCCCUCCGCCGCCACCUUCCAGUGUUUUGGCUUCUGGGCAUCAUACCACAUCAGCUCAAGCCUUACACCACCCACCUCAUCAAGGACCUCCACUUUUUCCUUCAAGUGCUCAUCCAGCUGUACCACCGUAUCCCUCACAAGCUACACAUCAUACCACUUUGGGACCGGGACCCCAGCACCAGCCUUCUGGAACAGGGCCACAUUGUCCAUUACCUGUCACAGGUCCUCAUCUCCAGCCCCAAGGACCAAACAGUAUUCCAACACCUACUGCUUCAGGGUUCUGUCCUCAUCCUGGCUCUGUGGCCCUGCCACAUGGGGUUCAAGGACCUCAGCAGGCAUCUCCAGUGCCUGGACAGAUUCCAAUUCACAGAGCACAGGUGCCACCAACAUUUCAAAACAAUUACCAUGGGUCAGGGUGGCAUUAAAAUGGACUCCAAAAACAUUUUUUUAAAUGUUCUGUAAGAUAAACUGUAUAUUUCAUAUGUACCUGUUAAGGUACUUUUUAAAGCUUGUACAUGAACCUUUGUAUAAAAAACACCAGUGCUCUUUCGUUGUAUUUUUCUCAUUUUUGCUUUUUAAAAUUCCUUUUAAAAAUGUGCUGUUAAGCCAGUAUUAGGUAUCUUUAUUUUGUAAAUGAACAUUCCAGCUGUUUUUUUCUGGCAGAUCUGAUGCUGAUUUGAUGCUGUAUGAUCUUUAAAUUUUAUUUUUGCAGUUAAAUUCAUUUAGUGAAUGUUCUAUUAUUUUAUACAUACACAUUAAGUACUCAGCUAAGUAAUGGCACUAUGAGGAUUUUUUUUUUUUCUUUCCUGUCAGCAGCAGUUCUGUGAAUGCAUCUUAGGUAUAAAAAUGCAAUACAGAUUUUUAUAUUUUGGUGUGGACAUGGCUCAUUUUGUUUUACGAGUUAUUUGCAAGCAAAAUGUAAUUUAAUGUAUAGAUGAUUUCUAAUGUCUCCUGACAAACUGUAAAUACUGCAUUUCUUUUGCGUAUAUAAUUGCUUACAGCUUUUCUCAUUUGAUAUAUAGCAUUGUACAUAUGACAAGUCAAGUCUUUUGCAAAACUGUGUGAUCUUUGUGAAAGUAGUACAGUAUAUGACCUUUAAUUUCUUUUUUAUUUUAAAUAUACUGUCACAUUGAAGCACUGGUUGGGCAUUUUAAUUCAUGUUAAUAAAUCACAAUUAUGUCAGUUUUA
Pongo pygmaeus (Bornean orangutan) is the source of this 7285-nucleotide messenger RNA. RefSeq names its product lysine methyltransferase 2E (inactive) (gene KMT2E). The coding region runs from base 949 to 6522 and encodes 1857 amino acids. Gene Ontology annotation, cellular component: Rpd3L-Expanded complex; Set3 complex. The transcript is spliced from 26 exons. NCBI's taxonomy places the organism in Eukaryota, Metazoa, Chordata, Mammalia, Primates, Hominidae. The record is from RefSeq and is a predicted model, not a curated record. Gene Ontology annotation, biological process: regulation of DNA-templated transcription.